This is a messenger RNA of Xylona heveae TC161, 1983 nucleotides long. RefSeq lists its product as hypothetical. NCBI's taxonomy places the organism in Eukaryota, Fungi, Ascomycota, Xylonomycetes, Xylonales, Xylonaceae. Gene Ontology annotation, biological process: regulation of DNA-templated transcription; DNA-templated transcription. The coding region runs from base 1 to 1983 and encodes 660 amino acids. Gene Ontology annotation, molecular function: DNA binding; zinc ion binding; DNA-binding transcription factor activity, RNA polymerase II-specific. Gene Ontology annotation, cellular component: nucleus. The record is from RefSeq and is a predicted model, not a curated record. The transcript has 3 exons.
AUGCCUUCACAAGAGGCGAGACGCCGAACUUCAACCAGCGGAUCACGGCCGCGGGGAAUCUGGACCGGUGCUCAGUUCUUGCCGCGAUUUAUAGCAGAGCAUGAUGUACCCGGAGAAGGUCCGUGUUAUUUUUACGAUGAUGGAACGCAUUGUAAAACGGUCAUUGACGGCGAGGUGGUUAAUGCUCAGUGGGGAGUAACAAAAGCGGGCAAGCCUCGAAAGCGACUAGCGGUCGCAUGCCUGACUUGUCGGGAGAAGAAAAUAAAGUGCGAGCCUGAUUUCCCCAAAUGUGUUCAGUGCGAGAAAUUCGGGCGAGAGUGUCGUUUCCAGAAUGCGAACUUUCUCGCCGAAAAGAAGAAGAAGAUGGAAGGUCAACUCUCACCGGAGCUGUCGUGGGGGAUGCUGAAAGGCUUGGGCUCCGAUAAAAUGUUGCCUCAGCGAAAAGGGUCGUCCGAGGGGCAUUUUGUCUACGCAACGAAAUCACCGCCGCGAGACCUUGCUCUCACCCGGACUCACUCUGUCUUCCAAUUACACGUUGACCCUUACCAGUCUGAUCCGGAGUUGACAGGUCAGUUGAUGGAGGUCUACUUUCUCCAUAUCAACCACCAGUGUUUGUCUCUCUUCCCCUCCACGCCAUUUCUUCUUUGGGCAAAGACAGCAAAAGAUAAAUCAGAUAGAGAUCUUAUGCUUCUCUAUACCAUCAUGGCCGUCGCUGCCCAUCUCUCUCCGCGACAAGAGCAUAAAAGUUAUGCGGAAACAUUUGCCGGGUUAUCGCGCUGUGCUUUGGAGCGUCACUGGAACAAGCCUAGCGUCCAACUCUGCCAGUCUCGUCUGUUAAUGGCCCUAUACUGUUUCGCUGAAGGUCAAAAGGCUGAGGCGUGGGAGUAUGCGGGUUCAUCCCUGAGAACUGCAAGUGCGCUUGGGCUUCAUUCUGAAUACGUUCCUCUGGGGGAGAUGAAAGUCGAUGAUAGCCUAGGGUAUGCCCAUACAUCUGCCGCUAUCAAAGAAGUCCGACGACGAACUUUUUGGGCGGUUUAUCUAGCCGACCGCAUCCUCAGUUUUGAUACUUGCAGUCCUGCCAUUUUGAACGACGAAGACGUGUUUUUGCGGUUGCCCUGCAGAGAUGAUUUGUUUGAGGACGGAGUUGAAAGCUCUGCGCCGUUCUUUGACAAUAAAAUAAUUAAUUCGGAGCUUUGCCGUUCUGUCAACGAGCGAAAUAUUAACCCUAUGGGUUUCCUCGUCCAGAUCGCUUCAAUUUAUAUGGAAGUCGCCCGGGAUGUGUAUCGGACAGUCCAUUGCUCGGUCAAUAGCUACAAGAACAAUUAUGAAUCCUUCUACGCCCGGGCGGAGCAACGGUUGGCAGAGUGGCGUAACAGCCUUCCCUCUCCUUUUAUUGAGUCAUCGGAAAACCUUGGUCGCAGUAUCCAAGAUGGCCGUAUCGGUAUUUAUUUGGGCAUUCACGCCGUGCAUUUCGCCACGGUGAUGAAACUAAACCGAUAUGCUCGAGGAGCUUGCCUCUCUUCCCAAAGCAUUCGCAGAAACAUAUUCCAAGCCUGGCAAUGCUCCCAACGGUGGCUCCAGAUUGUACGCGAUCUGAACCAGACCAAACACAUGCUUCCAGGCCGGAACGCUUCGGUCAUCCCCCCGUUUGUCAGCUUCACCACCUUGACAGCAUGCGACAUUCUUAGUGCCCGCGGAAGAGUCGUUGAUUGGCGUACCAUUCUUAACGGCAUGAACGAGGGAGUAGCACUGGUUGGCGACGUUGGGGUGUUCUGGGCCAGUCCUCGAAUGCAAGCAAAAGCUAUUCUCGGUCGGAUCGCUGAGCUGAGCCGCGCGGUACUCAACCAGUCCUCCGACCAAGCAGAUCAGGUAAUCUUCGCGAUGCAAUUUCCAUUAGAGUCCAAGGACAAUUGUCCGCAGGACCUCGAUCUAGUCUAUUCCACUCCCACGGCGUGGUAUUCCGACAUUCUCCCCAGUCCUUGA